Molecule: messenger RNA, 816 nt
Organism: Fraxinus pennsylvanica
Lineage: Eukaryota; Viridiplantae; Streptophyta; Magnoliopsida; Lamiales; Oleaceae
Source: the annotation of a GenBank genome assembly
AUGGCAUAUACUUCUCUUUCAAGAACCAGCAGUUGUGAAAGCACCAACAAUAUCAUCUCAGUAAACUUACCAAGAUCAUCGUCUCUAAACCUUGAAUCCUCGGACGUAUUCCAUGAAAGGUCUCUUGUCCGAAGAGAUUCUCCUGGCACGUUCCACCGUCUGAACAAAGCCACCCGUUGUGGAUUGACAUCCCUUCUCAGAUCACUCCUUCACUUUAUCUCCUUCCCUAUCAUAGUCAUCCCAGUAUGCAGAUGGCUCGCAAUUCCAACCCAGCUCUCGAUUGUGCCGUCUCUGGGCCGUAGAGUCACCGGAACCCUAUUUGGUCACCGGAGAGGUAACGUGAGCUUUGCCGUUCAAGUUGAUCCAACUUCAGCACCCGUGUUAAUAAUCGAAUUUGCUGUUUCAACGUCAAUGCUAGUGAAGGAGAUGUCAUCAGCACUAGUUCGGAUUGCCCUAGAGUGCGAAAAGCACCCGCUUCUGAAUCGUGGUGGUAGCCGCCGGUCGCCGGUGAGGUUGUUCAACGAGCCAAUGUGGACAAUGUACUGUAACGGGAGGAAGUGUGGCCAUGCACAGUCACGGUCGUGUACCGAGUCAGACUGGCACGUACUCAACACCGUUCAGAGCGUGUCCGUCGGCGCCGGCGUGAUUCCAGUGGUGGAAGCCGGCAAGAAAAAGGGUCCCUCAGAAGGCGAGUUGCUGUAUAUGAGAGCUAGGUUUGAGCGAGUCGUGGGAAGUCGUGACUCGGAAGCUUUUUAUAUGAUGAACCCGGAUGGCAAUGGAGGACCAGAACUCAGUAUUUUCUUGCUUAGGAUGUGA